Molecule: messenger RNA, 420 nt
Organism: Racocetra fulgida
Lineage: Eukaryota; Fungi; Glomeromycota; Glomeromycetes; Diversisporales; Gigasporaceae
Source: the annotation of a GenBank genome assembly
AUGAGUGAUAAUGAUAUCGAAUCUGAAUCAUCUAUUAAUAAAGAACAUUCUUUAACAAAUUCUGAUACAAAAUGGAUGGAUUAUUACAAAGAACGGAUUCGAUCACCAGCAGGUCAUUAUGAAAUAAAACCUACUGUGCCUGACUCAGUAGACCCUGUUAAAUGGAAAAAUUAUCAAAAAGAGCUAUUCAAUUUUUUAGAAUAUAUGAAUUUAGUUCCAGUUUUUUCUGAACUUAUUCUUAUCAAUAAACUAUUAGAAGAUUUUCCAAAUAAGUCCAAUCAAAAGAUAAUCGAUGAAUAUAAAAAAACUGUAGAAGAUAAAAAUAGACCUAAAACAAAGCAUUCAAGAAAGGAAGAGAGUAAUAAUCAGAAGAAAACGAGUGAUACGUUUUAUCAAAGAAAAGAAAAACGUAGUCGUAAU